Messenger RNA from Pollicipes pollicipes, 6632 nucleotides. Its product is annotated as mediator of RNA polymerase II transcription subunit 12-like. Gene Ontology annotation, molecular function: transcription coactivator activity; transcription factor binding. NCBI's taxonomy places the organism in Eukaryota, Metazoa, Arthropoda, Thecostraca, Pollicipedomorpha, Pollicipedidae. Gene Ontology annotation, biological process: positive regulation of transcription by RNA polymerase II. The record is from RefSeq and is a predicted model, not a curated record. Gene Ontology annotation, cellular component: mediator complex.
CAAAACAACUCAUUGACAGUUUUUAUGGUCGGUGAUUGGGUGGUCUGUUAGUCAAGAAAAUGGAAGAAUGUGAUUAGCAUUUGAUAAAGAGGCUUGCUGGUGAUCAACUUGGAAACCUGUUGCGGGAAAAAUGAUUUUUUGACGGACUUUGACAUUACGUUUACCGUUAUGUUUGUGUCCACGGACGGGCAAUGUAUUGUUGAGCCUUGGAAAGCGUACUACUUAGUAUAAAAUAGAAAACAUCAGAUGGCAUUUGUUAUCAAUUGUGAAGACAAGCCGCUGCGCAAGUCGAGACUCGGACCGCCUGAUGUGUAUCCCCAAGAGCCAAAGCAAAAAGAGGAUGAGCUCACUGCAGUCAGUGUCAAGCAAGGCUUCAAUGCAUCGCCCAUCACUCCCGAUGAAUAUGGCUCAGCCAAAAGCCUCAACAUCAACACCAGCAAGAUGUUGGAGAACUUCUCCGCCGUGCUCUCCAAGAAAUACGAAAUCAAUACGCUGCCGGAGACGGGCAAAAAGAAGCAGCAGAUUUCGCACCGGGACAACUACUGGCCGGUACCGACACGGCCCAAGGCGGCCGAGGUCUGGCUCAAGGACCUGGUUGGUAACAAGCCGUUGACCAUGUUGGCCAAAAAGGUGCCCAUCUUCAACAAGAAGGACGAGAUCCUGAGCAAGCUGUGCGACUACUCGGUACCGACGGUGCGCGCCUGCUGGCUCAUCAAGAUGUCCUCAGCGUAUUACGUGGCCAUCUCCGAGACCAAGAACAAGUCGAAGCGCCAGCUGCCCGACCAGACGCAGGAGUGGACGCUGACGCUGGAGCGCUUCCUGAAGGAGCAGCUGACGCGGCUGGAGGAGCACUACUCGUGGACGCCGCAGGUGGGCGUCUUCCCGGCGAUGAGCGGCAGCUCGACUGAGGAGCAGAAGGUGGCUGCCCGCCACUGGCAGUACGGCACGCAGCUGGCUGGCGUCAUGUACGAGCAGGGCCUGCUCGACCGUGAGCCUUUCCUUGAGUGGGUGCUGGACGUGUUCCGCGCGCGCGCGCACGACGACGGCCUGCUGAAGCUGGUGGUACCGCUGUUGCUGCAGUAUGUCGGCGAGUUCACGCGCUCCGAGCUGCUGGCACGUAAGCUCGCCUACUACGCUUGCAAGAAGCUGAAUCAGAUGGUGGCCGAGAUGGACGCGUCGGGUGGGCGAGGCCAGAGCCCGGUGUUCGGCCAGGGCGGCCAAGAGGCGGGCGCCCCGCCGCCGCCCGCCCAGCCCGUGCACAGCAACCCGCUGGUGGCUGCCUUCAUCAGGCUUGUCAACUGCAACUUCUACGAGAGCAUCGUGUACGGCUUGGGCUCGGUCCUGCAGAUGAUCUUGUAUAAGAACCCGACUGCGCUGGUGUGGAACAACCUGGGAGACGGCAAGUCGUCGCCGCUGAGCAGCUCGCCACUGGGCGGCUCGCCGCUGGACCUGCUGCCCUGCCUGCCGUCCGGCCUGCCGCUGCCGCCGAGCGCCAGCAACGGCGAGUGGCGGACGCGCCUGCGCCGCGUAGAGGACGACGUGCUGGAGCGGAGUCGCGCCUCGGACCUGCGCUGGUCCGUGCAGACGUCCACAGAGCUGACCGUGGGCCGCGUGCUGGCUGCGCUCGACGCGCUCGACCAGCACAAGUGGCACCGCACCGACGACACCAACAACUUCGACACGCUGUACGCGCGCGUGUUCCCGCCGGCGGGCCGCGAUGGCGCCGACGGCCGGCCGUCGGACGACGCGCUGGUGCAACUGCUCUGCGAAUGGGCCGUCUCGCCGCAGCGGCUGGGCGAGCACCGCGCGCCGGCCGUCGCCAUGCUACUGGAGAAGCGGCAGGCCGAGCUGACGGCCGCCGACGGCGACGGCGACGACCGCGAGUCGGUCUGUUCCGGCUCCUAUCCGGCCUACGUCUACCAGAGCCUGCUGUUCCGCUUCCUGGACACGAGCGCGCCGGUGCUGGACGACGCCAUGGGGCUGGGCGGUCGCAGUCGGCAGUCCUUUGCCAGCCUGGUGCUGCUGUUCCUCGAGCUGACGCGGCACGACGUGUUCUCGCACGACCAGUACCUGCGCGCGCUGAUCUCACGCGGCGAGCUGCGCACCAACCCGGCCAGUCCGGCCCAGUCGGCCGCCGCCUUCACGCGCUCCGAGCACCACGACGCCGACGACGACAAGCUCGACAUCGACGACGACCUCGACAAGCUGGUGCAGCACAUCAAGUCGACCAACGCUGACAUGGACAAUCCGGACAGCCCGAAGGAGGGCUUCUCGCUGGGCACCGGGCACACCGAGAAGCUGGAGGCCCGCCGCCAAAACCGCCACCUCAUCUACACGACCCACUUCCCUCUGCCGCAAGACGAUGCCUACACCGACGACGACAAGCAGCGGCACAUCCUGCUCUUCGGCGUGAAGAAGGCUCGUGAUGAGGCGCGCCACGCCGUCAAGAAGAUGAACAAGGAGAUCAUGAAGCUGUUCGGCAAGAAACUUUCGAUCGACGUGUCGGAGGGCGGCAAAGUAAAACGCCAGAGCCGCGGCGAGUUUCCGUUCGAGCCGGUGGUGCAGCGCUUCCAGGCGCUAUCCUUCUACGAUCAGCACCAGGUGACGCACCAGUGCGCGCUCCAGGUGGUCGAGAUGCUGAGCGCCUUCGCGGCCGGCAACUCCAGCUACCUGCCGGUGGUGGAGCACGUCUCCUUCCUCUUCGACCUAAUGGAGCUGGCGGUGAACAUCCGCGAGCUGCUGGACUGCUGCCAGCAGAUGCUGCGCGAGCUGCCGGACGUGGAGGGCCAGUUGCACAGCAAGAACUCGGCGCGCGCUGGCACGUACGCCACCUCGCUGGCGCUGCACAUCGUGGGCGCCUGCCGCCGCUACCACAGGACCCUCAUUUUGUCGCAGGACCACACGGCGGCCAUCUUCGAGGGUCUCUGCAAGGUUGUGAAACACGUGCGCAACCACACCGACUGCUCCUCGGCCGAGCGCUGCGUGCUCGCCCACCUGGUCAAUCUCUACAGCAGCUGUAGCUUCCUGCGCUCCAAGCACUACGAGGCACGCUUCGAAAGCUUCAGCAACGCUUACCUGAAGCUGAAGCAGCUGUUCAACACAUCGCUGAAGCCGAGCGGUUCCUCCUUCAGCCGCAACGCCGCCUUCAUGGCGGAGUAUGUGUCGUGCCCGACGCGGCCCAUUGAGCCGGCCGCCGUGCGCGCGCUCAACGAAAGCGGCGCCAACCGCUACAGCUUCGUCUGCAAUGUGGUGAUCGAGGUGUGCAACACGGCCGACAGUGAGCGGCUCAGCGACCUGGCCGUACUGGCGGCCGAGGCCACCGCCCGCUGCAACGCCCUCUCGCCGGAGUGGCUCGGUGUGCUGGAUGCGGCGUGUGGCGGCUCGGACAGCUGGCUGGACGUGCUGACGGCCGUGGACAUGACGGCGCCGGCCACCCACCGCAGCGUCGCCCUUUUCAUGACUGUGCUGGCCGCCCGACACUGCAUCUACAUGGACGACGUGAUCCAGUUCGGCGCCCACUGCCUCCUCACAGGCAGCAAGGGCGACCGCGAGCGCGAGCCGGGCGCACGGCUCGUGCUGCGGCUGCUCGGCCACCUGUGGAUCCCGUCCGAGCAGCCGCAGCCCACCUGGUACGACACCGGCUCGAGCACGUCCGUCCCCUCUGCUGGCCAGCCGUGCAGUCUCAAGUACAGCUGUGAUCGCCACCUCCUGCUGGCAGCGCAGGACAACAUUCCUGUGCAGGCUCUGCUCUGCGCCCUCAAGACCAUCAUCAUCCUGGCGGACGCCACGAUCGGCGACGGCGUCGGGAGGACGGAGAGCAAGACGGGCGGCGGCGAACUCAGCAUCAGCGCCAUCCUGGGCACCUCUGACCAUCACGGCGAGCCAAACGAGCACGGGCGGUCCGGGCCGGGCCUGAGCAAGGCUGGCCUCUCCGAGUUCGCGCGCCACAUGCUGAAGCAGAUCUGCAGCCAGUCGUGGGUGCGCGAGAAGUUCCUCAGCUCGCCAGAGGAGAUCGUCUCCAUGGAGAAGGCCAACUCACCCGACGAGGUUGAUGUCGACCUGCUGGAUCGCGAGAUGUCGCCCAAGCAGGCGCGCCGGCUCUUCCACAUGAUCGUCCACCCGGACAACUACACGUUCUUCGUGGACGACACGCCCGGGGAGCGGCAAGUUUGCGGCCGCAUCCUGGAGACGCUCGACCAAUGGACGAUGCGCGUGGCGUUGCUCGACUUGCGCCUGCUAUACCGCCAGACGGCCAAACAGGCGGCAGACAAGCACGCCCAGUGGCUGCAAACGCUGGCGCGCGCCGUCAUCGAGGCAUUCCAGCUGGGCGGCGGCGAGGCACAUCGGCCGCACGCCAGCCUCGGUUCGGACGAGCGGCCGUCGUUCGUGUGGCUGGUGCCGCCGCUGGUGGCCAAGCUGCCGGCCGAGGCGCAGGCGCGUAUCCUGCAGGCCGCCAUCCAGGUGUUGGAGUCGGCCAGCUGGACGCGGCGGGGCGCCACGCCGGCGGCGCCCGGUCCCGCCGCCCACCAGCCCUUCAAGCAGCUGGUGCUCAGCUGUGUGCGCGGACACGAGGAGCAGCGUGACGAGCUGGUCAGCUCGCUCCAGGUCCAGUUCCAGCAGUUCCUCUCCAGGGAUGGCAAGGACGAGUCAAAAGAUAAGGAAGAGAAGCGAAAGGGCGCCGAAAGCAACAAGAAGGAGACGGUGUUCCCGGACGAGAACAAGACCGGACCGCACGUGUACAGCGCGCUCCAGCUGCGCUUCAGUCUGCUGGGCGGCGUGUUCGACGCCAUCCAGCGCGGCAGCCUCAGCUGCACCGACACCUGGGUUGUGCUGCUGGCCCAGCUGGUCACCAACGGCGUCGUCACGCUCUACAACAACAGUGACAUGUACACCACCGUGGUGGACAUGAUGGCCACCCUGAUCCACUCGGCCGUCGUGGGAGACUCGCAAGCCGAGAAGCCCGAGGAGAACAAGCGCCACUACCAGACGCUGGCCAAGAAGCUGCGCAAGGAGCUGGGCGACAGACGCGGCGUGUCCAUCAAAUACCUGCGCCAGUUCUUGCCCAUCCCCAAGAAGACGGUGGAGGUGAUAAACUGCGAACUCAAGUCAGCGCCGCUGCCCGGCUUCGAGAGCUUCGAGAAGCGCCGGGGCCUGAUCCUGGUGGACAAGCAAAAGGUGUCUCCCUGGGAUCUGCUGGAGGGCCACCGGAACCCGGCGCCGCUCAGCUGGUCUUGGUUCGGCGCGCUCAAACUGGAGCGCUCGCUCAGCAAGUACGAGGAGGUCUUCAAGAUGAUGAGGUUCCACCGGCACAACGGCAUGAUCAAGCUGGACAGCUACUACCUGGAGCCGCCGCCGCUGCCGCCCGAGGACCUCGAGCCCGUCCCCGAGAAGCAGGUCUUUCCUCCCAAGGCGCAGAAAGAGGAGGCCAAGGUGCCCGAGGUGCCCAGCUGCGACUCGCCGCGUGGCAACAAGCGGGCUCGCGGCGGCGCCCAGCGCAAGAAGCGCGAGCGCCCCAACCGAUCGCUCAGCAACUCUGGGAUCAUGGCGCCGCGCAUGAACACGCCGCCAAUGACCGGCAUGGGGCCGUACCCGUCAGCCAGUCUGUACCCGGGCGAGCCGCAGUGGGGCUUCCCGCAGCAGCAGGCGCCCCAGGCCGCCGCGCCCUACUACCAGCAGCCGCCGCUGGGCCCCGGUGGCGGACCCCGCUUCCAGACGUCGGCCAGCAAGCAGGCCAUCUCGCAGAUGCUGCGCAACCGGCAGCCGAACGCCUUCAUGCAGCCGCAGCCGCAGCCCGGCUACCCCAGCAUGCACAUGCAGGACAAGCAGCUGCAGCUGCGCCAGCAGCAGAUGCACUUCAGGGACCAGAUCCGCGUGCAGCACGGUGCGCCCGUGUAUGCACCGCGCCAGAUGCCCGGCCCGCCGGCGCCCGGGCCGGGCAUGCCGCAGACCAUGUACCCCAGCAUGAACCAGGGCUACAACCCGGCGUACAUGGCGCAGCAGGCGCCGCAGCCCAGCCAGAUGCUGACGCAGGGAAACCCCAACACCCUGGCGUUCAGCAGCCAGCAGGGUCAGCCUGGCCAGCAGUCGGCCAUGAUGCAGCAGCAGCAGCAGCCGGCUAUGAUCCCCAUGCGCAGCCAGCAGCAGCCGGGCCCAGCCGGCUACAUGGGACAGAUCAGACCCAGUACAAACUACAUGCAGGCGCCGAACGUGACCGUGAACACGAUGCCGGGCGCCCAGUACCGGGGCAUGGCACCCGGCCCCCCGGCCGCCGGCAUGCAGCAGCGCAUGCGCCACCCCAUGAUGAUGCAGCAGCAGCCCACGCUGAUGAACCAGCUGCGCCAGCCCAGCCUGGCUCAACAGCAGCAGCAGCAGCAGCAGCAACAGCAACAGCAGCAGCAACAACAGCAGCAGCAACAGCAGCAACAGCAGCCCCCGCAACAGCACAACCCGUACCAGUACCACCACCCGUGAGGCGGCGGUCGACAGCUGCCGUCGCUGGCUGGAGACGCGCUGGCCCGACAGGCUACGGCCGGCCAACGACAGUGCCCCGGCUUUCCGGCUCGGACGCCGCUGUUGUUCUGGCGUGGUCCGCCGCCGCCGCCGGCUGUUGCGCGGCGCUAGCCAGCUGCUGG